AUGGCCUCAACACCAGAUACACCAGUUCCAGAAAUCACGCUCCUAGAGCGCAUUGGACCAAAAGGCUGGAUCCGCUAUAUCCUCCCCUUCCAAUUAAGUCCAGAGUACGAUAUCAACGAAGUAGCCCAUGUCAUCAGGGAGGGCUACAAAUACAUGACCCAGCAAAUAUCUCUUGCAAAAUGUGAAAUCGUUCCAGACAAGGACGUGAAACAAGGUGGCGUGGAUAAGCUUCAACUUCGGACGGAUGAUGACUUUGAGGAUGUCUUCAUCAAAGACCUCCGGGAUCUCAGUCAGUUCCCCUGGACGUAUACCGAGCUGAAGGAGAAAUCAUUUCCCACGACAGCGUUCGAUGAAAGGGUUUACCGACAUGGCGUCUGGCCUGACCCUGGAGGAAAUAUUCCUGUCUCGUUUGCCCAAGCGAAUUUCAUUCGUGGAGGUGUUUUGCUGAACUGGUGUGCUUUCCACAUGGUUAUUGAUGGGACGUCGGCACAUACCUGGAUGAAGAUCUGGGCAGAGGGUUGUCGUCGCGCCCAAGAUCCUCAACUCAACUCAAUCUCAGAUUCAAUGCACAUUGAGUCUCACAAUGAGAUUCGGCUGUGGGCUGAUCGUGAAGCUGUAAUGAAGGCUUCAGGUCAGAAUAUGGGGAAAACAGAAGAUCAUCCUGAGUACAUCGUCUUCGAUACCGUUCCAACAGGAGGCCCACCACCAAAACUCCUAGCAACGAACUAUAGGACCACCAUCUUUUACUUCUCGCCCGAGUCAAUGCAAAGACUCAAGGCCGAAUCAGCAUCACAAAAUGCGACCCAAGUCUCUGGUAUCGAUCAGAAAUGGGUUUCCACGAACGAUGCCCUUUCCGCACUGAUCUGGCGCUCCUUAAUGGCUGUUCAGAAUCCAUUGGAAUCUCUAGAAGGAGACCCGAUAUCCGAGUUUGCGCUUGCGAUUGAUGCGCGAACUAGAAUGAAGCCUGCAUUGCAUGAAGAUACGAUAGGUUCUUUUACAACCUGGAUAUUAGCCACUGCACCAAUCAGGAAGAUUCUUGGUGAUUUCAAUUUAGCCGAUCUGGCUUUGAUAAUUCGGAAGACGGUUUUGACAGCGGAUGACCGGUUUAUCGAUAACUUGAUGACCCUUGUUGAGAAUCUUGAUGAUAUCGGGCAACUUAUUCUUUCGCCUUUUGUGGAUUGCCCGGGUCUUCAUGUUUGUCAGACAACUUGGGCUCAUUCUCAGUUUGCCUCGUUGGAUUGGGGGAGUAAACUGGGACAUAGACUUGAUGCUUUGCGUGUACCUGUUAAUGGGUUGGUCAAUGGGAUGCAGCUUGUUCUGCCGAUGCUUCCUGAUGGAGGGAUGGAGGUUUUGAUUGGAGUUGAGGAACAUAACCUUGAUAGACUUCUCAAUGAGCCUGGCUUAAGGGAAUUUGCUGUUCCGAGGACCCUUUGA
Molecule: messenger RNA, 1434 nt
Organism: Penicillium malachiteum
Lineage: Eukaryota; Fungi; Ascomycota; Eurotiomycetes; Eurotiales; Aspergillaceae
Exons: 1
Coding region: 1-1434 (477 amino acids)
Source: RefSeq, a predicted model, not a curated record